This is a messenger RNA of Oryctolagus cuniculus (rabbit), 4840 nucleotides long. NCBI's taxonomy places the organism in Eukaryota, Metazoa, Chordata, Mammalia, Lagomorpha, Leporidae. The record is from RefSeq and is a predicted model, not a curated record.
CCUUGCUUCUCGCCUGCAGGAGCAGGCCCACUGCUGACAUCACAAAGGGCGGAGUUCUGGGGGCGUGGUCAGGUCUUCUCGGAACCCCGUGCCACGGCCAGCAUUGAACCUACGGCGACAGAAGCAGAACCCAGACAGGGGCCUGCUGCACCCCAGGCUUGAGUUCUCUUCGUGCCGAGGUCCCAGCAGAGCCCCGGAUCGGCGCUCAAUGUCUGAAAAGGGUCAAAAUGAAGCAGACCCCGACGGCGGGGGUGUGUUCACUCGUCCCCACUCAUCACCCCCACAGCACAGGCCAGGCCACGGUGGGGCCCUCCGCCACCACGAGUCCCACCACCACCGGGGAGCGUCUCAGCACCGCGGCUUAGCCCGUCCUCACGGCGGACCGCGGCACCCCCGUGAGUUCCAAGACAACCAAGACGAUCGUGCCUUCUCCCAUCAUGCCCCCCGGGAGGCCCACCAUCCCACAUCCCUUGGUCUGAGCCCCUCCCGUAGCAUUGCCCCCUCCCACCAUUCCUACUCUGAGGACAGCUCUGAUGAUGACCAAUACCAUGGCAACAGGGUGCAUCACCACCAUGCCGAGUCCUCUCCCCACGGUGGGCGUCAACACCUUACUGUGCCCCCUCCCUACAGUGGGCCUCACCACCAUGCCGAGCCUGACCCCCACGGUGGGCCCCACCUCCUUACUGUGCCCCCUCACCACGGUGGACCCCACCACCAUACCGAGCCUGGUCACCAUGGUGGACCCCACCACCAUACUGAGCCCGGCCACCACGGUGGGCCCCAUCACCAUGCCGUUUCUGAUCACCAUGGUGGGCCCCACCACCACGCUGAGCCUGACCCCCACGGCGGGCCCCAGCACCUUACUGUGCCCUCUCACCACGGUGGGCCCCACCGCCACGCCGAGCCCCCUCACCACGGCGGGCCCCACCGCCACGCCGAGCCUGACCCCCACGGCGGGCCCCACCGCCAUGCCGAGCCCUCUCACCACGGUGGGCCCCACCGCUACGCCGAGCCUGACCCCCACGGCGGGCCCCACCGCCACGCCGAGCCCUCUCACCACGGCGGGUCCCACCGCCACGCCGAGCCUGACCCCCACGGCGGGCCCCACCGCCACGCCGAGCCCUCUCACCAUGGCGGGCCCCACCGCCACGCCGAGCCCCCUCACCACGGUGGGCCCCACCGCCACGUUGAGGACGGCCACCGUGGAGGGCUGCCUCACCACGGUGAGCCUUCUUACCGAGAGGAGUUCCACCACAAGCACGCCAGGCCCCACCAUCAUGACAGCUCCCCGCACCGACGGCACCCUCGCUACGGAGACAACGUUUCCUGCACCUCCCUGGACGGGUCCUCCCACCACGGCACACCUCACCACCGGGAGUACCACGCCCCUGAGCACCCCCACGGCGAGUGGCCCCACCACAGAAGCAAGCACCAGCGUCCCAGGCAACCCGACGACCACCCACACAGCGACCCCCGCCACAGGGACUACCUGUGGAGCCCCUCCGACCAGUCUGUCCCUGGCACCUCCCAGGGCUCCUCCUCCCUCUCUCAUCCGGCCACCCCCCACGCCCACGUGCACAGGUGGAGCUCUGGCCACAGCACAGCUCCGUCCCACGUGGCCGGCUCCAGCAAGGUGUGCUCCCAGGAGAGCAGCUCCAAAGACUCGGAGAGCUACACGGAAGACAACGAACAACUUCGGAAGCGCAAAACCCGCCGGACCCCACGGAGCCGCAAGAAGCUGCAACUGGAGAACUGCUUCCAGUGGUGGUACGAGAAACUGAUAGUCCUCUUCCAUGGCCUCCAGAGAAUGCUCUGGAAGCUGACGCACUGCCUGGCCUUUGAGACGUUCAUCUUCCUGGUCGUCUGCCUCAACACCAUCAUGCUCGUGGCCCAGACCUUCGCCGAAGUGGAGAUCCGGGGUGAGUGGCACUUCCUGAUCUUGGACUGCAUCUUCCUCUGCAUCUACAUGGUGGAAGCUCUGCUCAAGAUCAUCGCCCUGGGCUUUUCGUAUUUCCAUGACUUCUGGAACAACCUGGACUUCUGCAUCAUGAUGGUGGCCGUGCUGGACUUCACGCUCAUGCAGCUCAACCCCCUCUCCUACUCCUUCUACCACCAAAGCCUAUUCCGGAUCCUCAAGGUCUUCAAGAGCAUGCGGGCCCUGAGAGCCAUCAGGGUCCUGCGCAGGCUCAGCUUCCUGACCAGCCUCCACGAGGUGACAGGGACCCUGGCCCGCUCCCUGCCGUCCAUCACGGCCAUCCUCGUUCUCAUGUUCACCUGCCUCUUCCUCUUCUCCGUGGUCCUGCGCGCGCUCUUCCGCAAGUCGGACCCCAAGCGCUUCCAGAACAUCUUCAGCACCCUCUUCACCCUCUUCACGAUGCUCACCCUGGACGACUGGUCCCUCAUCUACAUGGACAACCGGGCCCAGGGCGCCUGGUACAUCAUCCCCAUCCUCAUGGUCUACAUCAUCAUCCAGUAUUUCAUCUUCCUCAACCUGGUGAUUGCUGUCUUGGUGGACAACUUCCAGAUGGCUCUGCUCAAAGGCCUGGAGAAAGUGAGGCAGGAGAGGGCGGCCCGGAUCCAGGAGAACCUGUUGGAUGACUCCCUGACGGAGCUCCGCCAAGCAGAGCCCAAGGAGAUCCGGAGCGAAGGCACCAUGCAGAAGCAGCUGCUGGAGAAGAAGUUCGGGACCUUGACCGAGAAUUCCUGCAGCUGGUGGCCGGCGUGGAGCAGCAGCAGCAGAAGUUCCGCUCCCAGGCGUCCGUCAUCGAUGAGAUCGUGGACACCGCCUUCGAGGCCGGAGAAGAGGACUUCAGGAAGUGAGCCGGCAGGGGGACACGACACAUGGACGUCAGCCUCUCCAAGCUGCCCAGCCAGAGGCCGCCGGGACGGGUCCCAGAUCUGCUGGCACGAUUGUCCAGGCCCUGCAGGCCCAGGCCGGGCGUCCCAACAGUCCCAACAGGGUUUUAGCCCCAGUGGCUGUGCGUGUCCUCACUGGCCAGGCCGAGGGAGGGUGACGCAGGCAGAGGGCCAGGCCCAGGGCCGGCUGCGCUGGGAGGCGCGAUACGCCAGAAACCUGCCCGGCGGUCAGGAGCCAAGGAACAGGCUGGCACAGCGCAGGAUUGUCAGGGUCUUGGGCCCCAGGCAUAGGGGGGCUCAGAGCCCAGGAACUCGGGCCUGGCAGGACCCCAGAUCCAGUGUAAGGUGCUGCUCACCAGGGAUAUCACGGACCCAGAGGUCAGAGGUCAUGGCCAGCCCCCGCCCUGCCUGGGCAUAGACUACAAGAGCCUCAGUGGGGACAGGCUGGCAGGGAAGGCGGGGGCAGCCUCGUGGGGAGGCGGCAGCAGGAAAUGAGGCUGGGGGCUGCUCCCAGCACCACCUGCGCCAGGGCCUAAAGGAGCUCCCCCCACUCACAGCUCCAGCUUAGGCAGAACGCCCGGAGCCCCCGUGCCCUUGGCCGGGGAUGGCGGUGGCGUGGCUUGCCCAGCAGGCAGGGUCCAGCCCUGGCUUGGGGGCGCCCCUCCGGGGCAGGGCUCUCACGUGGUGGGCCCUGGCCUCUCACCUCCAGGGCAGGCCCACCCAGAGGCAGGAGUGGGGCCUCGGGACAGUCUUGCCGUCCCCUCCUCCCGGCUGGAGGACAGGAGCAGCACCCCCACACCCUGUCCCCCCCCAUCCCGGGGGGAGGCUACCCCAGGGCCCAGGAAUAGAUGGCCCAGAGGAAAUGCACGUGGGGUGGGGUCGCUGACCGACACCUCCCGCUCUCCCGUGGUGUGUCCGUGGCGGGGGGGUGCGUGUCCCCGUCCGUGGCGGGUCUGUGUAUGUCUGACUGCUGUGUUGAAGGGUUCACUCCUCCCCAGAGAAGGUCCACCUUCCUGUGCACUGCCCGGUGAAGGCAGCUGGAGGGUGAACACCUGCUCCCCUCAGGCUGUGGGGGUAGACCUGGGGGGCUUCUUGCUCCGCCCCUGUCUGUCUGCUGAGGGUGGUGGGCGGGGCUGCGCUGUGUUGGGGGGCAGCAGUCACAAGUUUAGGUUCACAACCUUGCAGCUCUUUCUCUGUAAGCGACAUUCGCCUGGGUCUGUCCCCCAUCCCCCCUGCCCCUAGCAGAUGGAGCUCGCUCCCCCUGGGGCUCCCCAUCAAGCCCCUCCUAAGGGGGAUAAGGUAUUGGGGGUGGCAUCCUGGGGUGAAGCAAGGUGCUGUCCUCGCUCUCCCGGUCCCUCUGCCUACCGGAGGUGGGCCCCAGGCAGCAGGGAGUCUUCCCAGGCUGGGAGCCAGCCUCAUGCCUCCGAGCUGUGCCCACUCCCCGCCCCUGAGACCCCUGGGCAUCUGUGCGUCUGAUGGUGGAAUGAUUGAGGGGCUGCAGAUCUUGGGGCUGCACCCUCAGCACCGCCUCUGGGGGGCGCCCUGUCGGCCGAGGGCAGAGGACACAGGCUGCUGCCAGCCCUGGGAGUGGGGGCGUGCAGUGCACAGAAGAAACCGAGGCAGGGGCCAGCAUUGUAAAGCAUGUAAAGCCGCCACCUGCGGUGCUGGCAUCCCAUAUGGGCACCGGUUCGUGUCCUGGCUGCUCCACUUCCUAACCUGCUCUCUGCUGUGGCCUGGGAAAGCAGUGGAAGAUGGCCCAAGUGCUUGGGGACCUGCACCCGCCUGGGAGACCCAGAAAGUUCCUGGCUCCUGGCUUCAGAUCAGCACAGCUCUGGCCACCGCGACCAUCUGGGGAGUGAAGCAGCAAAUGGAAGACCUCUCUCUCUCUCUCUCUCUCUCUCUCUCUCUCUCUCUGUAACUCUGCCUUCAAAUAAAUAAAAUCCUUAAAAAAAAAAAGAAGAAGAAGAGGAAGAAAAGAAACCAA